Molecule: messenger RNA, 983 nt
Organism: Tarenaya hassleriana
Lineage: Eukaryota; Viridiplantae; Streptophyta; Magnoliopsida; Brassicales; Cleomaceae
Product: REF/SRPP-like protein At1g67360
Exons: 3
Coding region: 125-829 (234 amino acids)
Source: RefSeq, a predicted model, not a curated record
CUCCCAAGCCCCGACGUGAUGACACUACUACGGUGUUCAUCCACGACAAAGAGCCCAGAUCUCAGAAGCAAAGCCAAUCUCUAACAAUCCUUUUCAAUUUCUCUCUCUUUUGUCGGUGGUGAAGAUGGAGACUGCUAGCAAGAACAAGGAGCUUGAGCUGAAGCACCUCGGUUUCGUGAAGAUAGCAGCGAUUCAGGCGCUGGUUUGCGUGUCGAACCUGUACGAUUACGCCAAGCAGAACUCCGGUCCCCUCAAAUCUACGGUCGAGACCGUGGAAAGUGCCGUCACCGCCGCCGUCGGCCCCGUCUUCGACAAGUUCAAGGAUGUCCCCGACAGUCUCCUCGUCUUUGUCGACAACAAGGUAGACGAAGCUUUAGACAAGUUCGAGAAGCACGCCCCUCCACUGGCUAAGCAAGUGGUCAGCCAAGCAAACAUUUUGAUCCACAAAGCCUCCGAGAAGGCUCAUAACUUUGCAAAAGAGGCUCAGACCGGAGGCGUAAAGGCGGCUUUCAACUACGCAGCGACGGAAUACAAGAACUUCCUCGUUACCAACUCGGUGAGGGCAUGGACCAAACUCAACCAGUACGGACCCAUCCACUCUGUGACUGACAAAGCCUUGCCCGUCGCUGCCCACUUGUCCGAGAAGUAUAACCACCUGAUCAGGGACAUGUCCCAGAAGGGCUAUCCUAUUGUCGGUUAUCUCCCGUCCGUUCCCGUCGACGACAUUGUCAGGACUUAUCGAAACGAAGAGACAGCACCGAAGAAGGGAGAUGCUGCUGGUGAUGAUGUUGAUGCAACGAAAUCGUCGUCUGGUUCCGACUCGGAUUGAUUAAUGCAUCAACGUUUUGUUUUGUCGAGUGUGGGUUUGUUUGGUCUUGUCUCUUCAGGGUUUAUAGCUUGAUACCAUCUGUAAAUGAUCUUAUGAUUGUGUCCUGAUAUAUGUUCAUGGAACCCUCAUAUGAAUACGUGCCUUGAAAUUUGAA